Molecule: messenger RNA, 8674 nt
Organism: Bactrocera dorsalis (oriental fruit fly)
Lineage: Eukaryota; Metazoa; Arthropoda; Insecta; Diptera; Tephritidae
Product: acetylcholinesterase
Exons: 10
Coding region: 2773-4725 (650 amino acids)
Biological process (GO): choline metabolic process; acetylcholine catabolic process in synaptic cleft
Cellular component (GO): plasma membrane
Molecular function (GO): acetylcholinesterase activity
Source: RefSeq, a predicted model, not a curated record
AAAUAUGUAAACAAUUAAGCCGUCAUUAAUUCAAAAAACUAAAUCUAUGAAGAAUAAUAAUGUCUGAGCAAUGCCAACAGCAGCAACAAAUAACCAUGCAAAAGCUUCAAGCUUUAACAGCGAUUUUAUAACAUUUACUGAGCAUUUGUAACAGCUCUCGCUUAUUAACAUGGACUCUCAGAAUUUUAUUUCUAACAAGCAUACACACAAGUAAAUAUAUUUCAAACACACAUAGCGACUGACGGUAUUUCGAAGCUCCACUCGCCACACUCAGCCACCCAAGCGGGGAGGGGGCAACCCAACUUUGUUUGGUUUUUGUUGUGAGUAUCAUGGCAUAGGCAAUCAUAUGCGCUUCGUGAGCAUAGGCAGCAUGUAGAACACUUUAAAAAUGUUACUCAAAAGGAUGUUCGGCUCAGUCAAGUUUGAGACGUUGUCGUGUUGAGACCAAAAGCGGAUAAAUACGCUGCAAUAAACGCCAGCCGUGAACGCGUUGGUUAAAGUAGUUAACAUAAGUACAUAUGUAUAACGGUGUGUUUGUAAAGGAGCUAUAGUGUAUGUAAGAAUCUAUAUGCACCAUAUAUAAGAGAAAGCAACAAACAUUUAAUAGUGAGAGAUUUAAAUGUACUGCACAGCUUACAGUAUAUAGUAUAACGAAUGCGGUUUAAAAAAUUUAGAAAACUACUAAUAAUUGUGCUGAAUUGAAAAUUGCAAAAAAAUAAAAUAAUUAAAAAUAAUAUUAAAUUUUGUCAAUUAAAAAAAUAUUUGUGCAUGUUUUUAGUGUCAGCCAUUAAUGAUACUCCUCAAGGAUUCCAAAUAAAAUAACUGCGCGCUAGAAAGUAUGCUACGUUAUUUUGAAAACAUGAAAAUUUAUUACCAAAUGUGGAUUCGUGUUUAAAAAUACUGGAGUGCGAAAUUGUUUCUUGUAGAUUUGAGUGUAAGGCAUGCAGAACAGCCCCUAAUUGAAAAUAUUUACUAUUUGUCAGUGCAAUUGUGUCGAGUUUGAAAGAAGUGAAAAAAGGCAAAAACCCAUAAAAAAGUUUUAAAACAAAAACAACAAUACUGUACUAUUUCCUCGAGUGUUUGUAGCAAAUAAAGGCUGCUGCUAAAAUUUUGUGCGAAAAAUAUAUAUAGGACUUUUAUUUGAUUGUCGAGUGCCGAGUGCAAGUUGAACAACAGCUGUACAAGUGAAACACACAAACUGGCAACAACGGUGGCAAUUGCUGGGUGCUUGUGCCGCAACAAAAACGAGUUACAAAGUUUGUUGGCAGUGGACUACGCCGCGGGCAGUGAGGCAGUGUGUGUGCGCGCGUGUGAGAAAUGGCAAGGGCGAGUGAGCGCGCAGUGGCAGCAGCAAUAAAUAAGUAAACAAAAGAAAACGCAAAACAAAAACAAACACUAGCGCGCGCGUAAUUUCUUCAACAAAACUGGGACAAAGGCGGAUUAACCGAGCAAACUGCAGCAAGGAAGACAAACGCGUCAGCACUAAGCGCAGCUUUCUCGAAAUAAGCUUAGUGGCUUGCCUUUGUAUGCGGCUGAAACAACAUUGCAACAGCAUUUGGCAACAUUGUACCGUUGUGCUGCAUGUCAACCGAGCUUAGCGAAUUACGUGAGUCAGACCAGCAGGCGAUUGCCGCAGCGCGCUGAGCGCUUACAGAUUUAAGGCGCACACAUUUUUAACUUUGCCACUAGCUGUUUGGUUGGCCCUCAGCACAUUUGACAGUUGCAACAGUUGCAGCAACAGCGCGAACGGCAGUAACGUGCGUGACCUGAGCCAAGCAAAGCAAACACUGCCAACCCUAAACACGCGCGCAAAUUGAAAAAUCAAAGCGUGCAUUAGAAAAGUAACAGUAAAUAACGGCAGGUGUGAAAAGGCAAGCAAAAGAGAGAAGUGUUGGAAGGUGGUAGCGGCAAAGGCUCAAAGCUGAAAGUCAAGAGUUCAAACGCGCAAAAGCCAGAGGGAAAGCACAAUCAGCGCGUCCGCUAAAGCAACAAGCAUUUUCCAAUUGCAACCGUACCAGCUGCUGCAGCGGGAGCGAGGGAGUUCUGAAGGGCAACCUAGUGGCGCGUACACGCGCUUCACAACCCCGCAUAAAUCGCUCGACACACGCUCAAUCGCUGCGAUUUGUGACGCACUCAAGUGGGAAUUGCAGCGCGGCGGCGGUGAGUGAGUACUAAGCGCGGUGCAGCCGGAGCGCAUAUACAACGAGGCAAUCGUGUGUGAGCGCUUGACCUGUUAGGGCUGAACUACUGUGUUGUGUAGUGACGUCAUUCAAUUUGCUGGCAAAAGUUGUGCAAACACCGCAGGGUUAAGCGUCGGCCUAGUUUCGCGCCAUCGUCGGUCGUACAGUUGAGCGCCGGGUCGUAAUACAAACGUGCGGCGUCGUUUCGGUUCGUCAUUCGUACGAGAUACGAGCGUGUAUGUGUGUGCGCGUGCGGUAGCCAGAAAUUGUUGUACAUACAUACACACACACACAUAUAUUAGUUUCUAUGCCCGUGCGAUUGUUAGUGUGUGCGUGCGCGCCUCUUUAAACCAACACAAACACUAAACCCGGUCAGGCGUUUUGAGCCGAGCCAAUUGAGCCAGCCAGGCAGUCAGUCGUCAAUCAGCUGUGUGCACAUCGAGUAUAUCGCGCGCGCAUAGCCAGCGCCAGUCGAGCAGUGUUAAUAAGGUGUACGUGCACGUGCACGCCGCAUUCAACCGUUACAUUUUGCGCACGUCGUUCGUUACAUUAGCCGCUUCCGUACUCACCACCAUCAUCACCUGUAGUUAGCAUGGCUCACACAACGUCCUUGCUGUCGGGCGCGUCGUCAGCCGCGGCGUCGCCUCUGUCGUCGCGUCAAUACAGUGUCGCAUCGUCGCCUAGGCUGAGCGGCGACAUCGGUCGUGGUCUAUUCGCCAUUGUUGUGCUGCUGUUGCGUAUGUCCUCCGUGUAUGGCGUCAUCGAUCGCUUGGUGGUGCAGACAUCGAGCGGUCCGGUGCGCGGUCGCUCCGUCACCGUGCAGGGUCGAGAAGUGCACGUCUACACAGGCAUACCGUAUGCCAAGCCACCAUUAGAUGAUUUACGAUUUCGCAAACCGGUGCCAGCGGAACCCUGGCACGGUGUGUUGGAUGCAACGCGACUGCCGGCAACCUGUGUGCAAGAAAGAUAUGAAUAUUUUCCCGGUUUCUCCGGCGAAGAGAUAUGGAAUCCUAACACAAAUGUCUCCGAAGAUUGCCUCUACAUAAAUGUUUGGGCGCCAGCGAAAGCGCGUUUGCGGCACGGACGUGGUGCCAAUGGUGGUGAGCACUCCAAUAAAGCCGACACUGAUCAUUUGAUACACAACGGAAAUCCGCAGAACACCACAAAUGGCUUACCCGUGCUCAUUUGGAUUUACGGUGGUGGCUUCAUGACCGGCACUGCCACACUCGAUAUAUACAAUGCGGACAUUAUGUCGGCUGUGGGUAAUGUCAUUGUGGCAUCGUUUCAAUAUCGUGUGGGCGCUUUUGGUUUCCUGCACCUGUCACCCGCUAUGCCCGGCUACGAGGAGGAGGCACCCGGCAAUGUGGGGUUGUGGGAUCAGGCAUUGGCUAUACGUUGGCUGAAAACGAAUGCUCAUGCUUUCGGUGGUAAUCCCGAGUGGAUGACACUUUUCGGUGAAUCGGCUGGUUCGAGUUCGGUGAAUGCGCAGCUUGUGUCGCCAGUGACGGCGGGUUUGGUCAAGCGUGGCAUGAUGCAAUCGGGCACAAUGAAUGCGCCCUGGAGUCAUAUGACGUCGGAAAAGGCCGUAGAGAUUGGCAAGGCGUUAAUCAACGACUGCAAUUGCAAUGCGUCGCUGUUGUCGGAAAAUCCACAGGCUGUGAUGGCCUGCAUGCGCGCCGUCGAUGCCAAAACGAUUUCGGUGCAGCAGUGGAACUCCUACUCGGGCAUUUUAAGUUUUCCAUCUGCGCCGACCAUUGAUGGCGCAUUUUUGCCAGAUCACCCCAUGAAAAUGAUGGAGACAGCCGAUCUACGUGGCUAUGACAUACUGAUGGGAAAUGUCCGGGACGAAGGCACCUACUUUCUGCUUUACGAUUUUAUCGAUUAUUUCGAUAAGGAUGAGGCGACUUCAUUGCCGCGUGAUAAAUAUUUGGAAAUUAUGAAUAACAUUUUUGGGAAAGUAACACAAGCGGAACGCGAAGCAAUCAUUUUUCGGCACACCAGCUGGGUUGGUAACCCCGGUUUGGAGAAUCAGCAGCAAAUCGGACGCGCAGUUGGCGAUCACUUCUUCACCUGCCCUACUAAUGAGUAUGCCCAAGCGUUGGCCGAACGGGGAGCUUCCGUGCACUACUACUACUUUACACACCGCACUAGCACCUCCUUGUGGGGUGAGUGGAUGGGCGUACUGCACGGCGAUGAGAUCGAGUACUUCUUCGGUCAGCCAUUGAAUACAUCGCUACAGUAUCGGCAAGUCGAACGAGAGCUGGGCAAGCGGAUGCUGAAUGCCGUUAUUGAAUUUGCUAAAACUGGCAAUCCCGCCACAGAUGGCGAAGAAUGGCCAAAUUUUACAAAGAAAGAUCCCGUGUAUUAUGUCUUUUCAACCGAUGAUAAAGAGGAGAAGCUGCAACGUGGCCCACUGGAAGGACGUUGCGCAUUCUGGAAUGAAUAUUUGCGCGAAGUCCGAAAAUGGGGAUUGGCCAUAAUGAAGGCGGUUCAUGUGCUGGAAUUUCUGUUUAUUUACCUGAAAACUUGGCUAAUCAGCGGCUAAGUAUCAGCAACGUGAGUGAAAUGCAAAUGCCAAGCUGAGCGGAGCAGACGUACCUGAGCGUGUUUGUCGAGAGGCUGGCGGACCGGUGAGCAAGCGAGCGGUGGUGAACACUUGCUGUUGAGUCGAGUGUUUGCAAUUAUGUCCCCGAGUACAGCAACUUGUCAAAGUAAAUACUGUCGCCUAGGGACUGGCCAAGAAUAAUACGCAAACAAAUGCCUGAUAACUGUGUAAGAAAAAGAAUAUCAAAUUGAAAAUAAGAUAGAGUAAACAGCUUAUAUGCGCAAUCACGAAUUUAAUUCAACCACAAACGAGACAAAAGAGACUUCAGUCAAGUGUAGGCAGUGCAAAUAUUUACGAGGGUAUGCAAAGUAUGAGCAUUCACUGGAUUUAUAAACAAAUCGUAUACAAAUAAACAAAAAGCAGGUAUACAUAUAGGUAAAUAAAUAAAUAAAACUUAAACCCUCAAGUAUUGAUUAAUAUCAAAGCCAAAGCAUUUUCGCAAACUUCCAAGCACCGACCAUGACUUUAAGUCAGAGCCACAAAUUCAAUUACGCACCCAAUAAUUAUAAAAAUUCAGCUUAAUGUGAGAUCGAUAAACAAAUCGAUAGUAAAAUAAAAAUAUUUAUUAUUAAAGCAAAUGCAAAUAAACCGUAAAAGUUUAAAGGCACUGGUUGAGAAUUAUAAAGCAAUACGUUUGGCCACAAAGCAAAGCGACAGACAGUGCUGUUAAACGGACUCAGACUCUUUAAUAUUAUUGUACUUGAAUCUGCACGUUGCUUUUCUGGAUUUCGAUUAACAGCGCUAAGUCUUUGGAGAAUUCAUAAAUACAGAAAGUAGAACUUACAACGCAUAAGCUUCUGCGUCACUAGACUUUGUACAGACGUCAUCAAUUGCAAAGCUCUUAAGCGACAUUGCAAUAACUUAAGUCACCACUGAUGUUGCAUAUUUUAAUUUAAAAGCUAAAUGCGACAACGCACUUGUUUGUGUAAAAAUAUAUAGAGUACGUAUGUACUUAUGUAUAUUGUUAGUGCAAGAAUCAGUGAUAUUGAAAUGUAACGAGAAAACAUGCGACAAGUUACUCACGGCAACGUUUAGUGCACAGUGGUUUCGGUUGGCUUUAUUUUGAACAUAAUUAUAUUUAUUUUGGUGGAGUAAAAUUAGUUUUAUUUCAGUAAUAUUUUUUUUAUUUAAAAUAUUGGUACAAACAUUUAGUAUGAAAAAAAAGAAUGCCUGGUGUCUUUGUCUGCAAAAUACGAGUUCACGAAAGAGAUUGCCUCCUCAUUUGACGAAAAUCUCUGGCCGCCGAGCGCAGUUUUAAGUUGAGGAAACAAAAAAAAGUCGCUUGGUGCUAGGUCUGGUGAAUAAGGUGGAAGGUCAAGCAGUUCGAACCGCAAUUCGUGGAUUUUCGCCAUGGCGACUGUUGAGGUGUGAGAUGGUGCGUUGUCUUGGUGGAACAAGACUUUCUUUUUUUGCAAAUGUGGCCGAUUUUUCGAAAUUUCUUCCUUUAGCUUGUCCAAUAAUGAUGCGUACUAUGCUCCUGUUAUAGUUUUUCCUUUUUCAAGAUAGUCGAUAAAAAUAAUUCCAUGGCUGUCCCAGAAAACACUCGCCAUCACUUUCCCAGCCGAAUACACAGCUUUAGGUUUUUUUGGGGCUGGUUCCCCCUUUUCAAUCUGUUUAGAUUGGAUUUUUGUUUCGGGCGUAUAAUGAUGAAUCCAAGUUUCGUCUACAGUUAUCAAUCGGCGCCAAAACUCGGUCUUAUUGCCUCUAAACUGAGCCAACAGAGCGCCGGAAAUGUUCAUGCGCGCACGUUUGUGGUCUAGCGUAAGCAAACGCGACACCCAACGCGCCGACAGCUUUCUCAUGCCCAAAUCUUGGUUUAAUAUGUAACAAACAGUUUCUUUUGACAUCUUCAUAAUCUCAGCUAUUUCCCUAACUUUAAUCCGGCGGUUGUCUAGUAUCAAUUGAUGAACUUUAGCGAUGUUAUCGUUAGUGGUUACAGUUUUUGGACGCCCAGGACGUUCAUCAUCUUCCAAGCUCCUGCGACCACGUUUAAAUUCAGCUGCCCAAAAUUUUGCGGUGGUAAACGAUGGUGCAGAGUCACCGUACACAGAGUCCAACUCAUCUUUGAUUUGUGAAGGCGUAUUGCCUUUCAAAAAUAAAAAUUUAAUUACAGCUAGAUAUUCAAUUUUUUCCAUUUUGGGGAAAUCACCGAAAUAGACUCACAAAAACGACUGUCAACAGAUAAAUGCGCAAGAUAAAUUUCUGAAAUUUUGGCGAGAAGCUAUUAUAAUAUGCACAAUUUGAAGUAGAAACUUUUUUUUCAGAUGUGCCGCUAGCUUCACGUUGAGGUCGGUUAUUUAUCGGACAGCCCUCGUACACGUUCAGUGUAUAUACUUAGACUGCCCGCUAUCUCAAACAACUUCAUUUUACGUUCAUCCGUUAUUAUUGUAUUUAGCAAAUCUUAAAAUUGUGUUAUAAAUCCACUACUUUGAACCACUGUACAAGCUUUGAUGCAUGUCUGAGCGACACGACGUGUCACUGUCUAGUUGUCUGGCUUUGUGAAAAACGUGCCAUUUUGGGAAUUUCGCGAAAACACAGACAAAUGAAUUUAUGUAUUUGCUCAAUCAAACAAAGAGUGUUUAAACAAUAUUGUUAAUAAUAAGAAAGUAUGGCGAGACGUUUUAACAAAAUAUUUUUAUAACCGUAAAAAGUGCUUCUAUGUUAGCGAAAGUAAACUAUUAUAAUGCUUAAGAGAGUAUAGUCUAGAAGCAAUGAGGCGACAGACUUGAUUAGCAGUAGAAACGGCAAGGCUGUGUAUGCAAAUGUGAUUGAAUGCUGGCGGAAAUGAUGUAAUAAGCUAUUACGAAUAAUUUGUGAUGAGCAUGAUGAUUUGAAAUGUGAGAAAAUAUUUAUUGAACUAAAAUAAAAUGAUAUCAACAGCUGCAAGCUAAUUUAGAGGACUCAAACCAAGCAAGUUUGAGAGUGAGUUGGCUUCCUUAGAUUUAUUUAGAUACUAAAAAUAUAAUAUAUUAAAUAUACACAUACAUAAACGUUAAUAAAGAACAUAUUUACCCUGCAGUGUAUUAUGAAACAUAAAACUAGUUACCAACUGCUUUAGAACUAGUAUGAGUACUUACUGACAGGAGUUAUAACUAGUUUUUGCAUGGUUUGCUCUGUAAAAGGUCUUCUAAAAUUGAUAUUUUUUCAAUAAGCACACGAAAAAAAUUCAGAUACAAACUAUGGUAAUAGAAAAUAAUAUAAAUUUUAACUAAUCAGUUACCAAACAGGUAAAUAAUCAGUAACUUAACUGGUUUUAAACUAGUUUGUUCCUGGUAUAUAACCGAAUGAAAUCUGAUAAUUUUGAUAAUUUUCUUCUUAUAACACUUGAUGCCCACAAUAAACAAUAUCUUGUGUUUCAAACUAGUUCUAAAGUAAUUUGUAACUAGUUGGUUUCACUGCAAAGCACAUACAGCACUAUAAAUUUAAGCAGGAUAAUCCAUAUCACAUAUCAUUACUGUUGUUAAUAAAAAACUUAAAGCUGAAAGUAAGCAAACUUUAAAUAAGUGAAAAGCAAUUUUUUAAUAAAAAUAUGAAAAAAGCUAAUUAUACUAAAUUGUUAACAGCUAAUUGUACCUACGUCUUCUUCGUCAACAUAUUCUCAGUCAUAUAAUGAAAUAAAAUAUUAAAAAUUAUUUAAAAAUUAUUCAAAUACUAAUGAUAUUAAUGUACUAUAGCCAAAUGAGCAGUUUUAAAAUAUCCAAAGCUCCAUUUUAAAUAUACUAUAUAUAUAGAUAUAUAUGUACAUGUACCUAAAAGUUUAUGUGAUAAAUACAGGUGUGAAAACUUUAACCACAAUUUAGUGAGGACUAACUGCAUAUGCAUGCAUCAGUGUUUACACAAAUAGAUAAUCUUCCACAAUAAAGACUUAAAAUAAUCAAGCGCAAAUUGA